GGUUCCAUAUAGGUUGCUUCGCAGGUUGUGAUAGUUUUCAUCAGUUUUUGGAUCAACUAGUAAACUAUCUCCUGUACGGUUCACUGCUCCAGUGACCACCUCGUUAACCUAUUGACAUUUGCUGUCUUUUCACAAACUGAUGCUCAGGAUUACCCUCUCUGUUCAAAGAAGUUUCCACGAUAUUUGGUCUCGGCUGUUGAAAGUCCGAAUGCAUCGCGAAACAUAAUUGUCUGCACGAGGAACUACAAGGAAGGUGUACAGUACAGAUACUUGCCGAGUCAUAAAACUGAGAACCACUAAAGGCCCCUGAUCAGGUGCUUACUAUUGGCAAUGGGAUUAUAUCUGAGAUCAGCAUACCGGUACUUCAAAGGGCCUCAGAUCAGUCGAGUAAUAAUGAAUAAUGACAAACGUUAGGAUCGAUACCCAGUGUCUUUUGCGAUCACCUCUUACGAAUCCCGGCAUCAAUUGAUCUUGUCACGAAGGAUCUCGUUACAAAAAUAGUGGCAGUGUACGCGAAGCCGGGGGCAGCAACCACUAUCGGUUUUGGAGAUGAUCCAAAGAGAUAAUUAAGGAAGGAGACAGUUCGACAUCACAGAUAUAGAGAAAUGUUCUUCCCGUGCAUUACUGGUGAAUUAGGUUAGAGAAGUACCAAGUCGUUCUUCGUGUCGGGUUGUUUCCGUGUUUUGGCGCGCUGGCCCAAUGCUCGUUCCAGGAUUAUAGUAGCAUUGUGACCGCAGCUCUCUGCCUAGGUUGGCCACCGAACGAGGAACGUUGCUGCUGCAAAGCUUAGGAGUACGUUCGAAAGCGUGGAAUCACAAGUUGGUUUGUUUAGACCAGGUGGAUUUCUCCAAGAAUUUCACCAACAGGUACCCGCACAGUACGUCCAUCCAAUUCCCCUGACAGAGUACUUGCAUACAUGAUGGUUCAGAUCAGAGAUACACUGCCUGCAACUGAUCCUUCCGACCAUUAACGUUCGAAUACGUGCCUCAAGAUUUCUGGGAUCAACGGGCUCUUCUUGCUUCAGCUAAAGACCCUGUGAUUACAGUUGGCGAAGGGAGGGAUAACAGCUGUUCGCAAAUUGCACGGCUCAUAAUGGAUACCAUGCCUAAUAUAGUAUAUAACACAAGGAAUAUCGCCAGUCGUGUAGCUCGUCCUCUUUUGGAUACACCCUUGGAGGAUUAAUCAAACAAGUGUUAUCUUGGGAUGCAAGCACGAAAGGCCUGUAUCCCUCGAGUACAUGCACUACAGGAUUUCUAGGCCUACAUGCACAUGGUACUGCAACGACACGCCAGCCUGUAUCAACAUAGAUGGUCCUUUAUUUCGUCCCGGGAAAUCCCUUCCAAGACAACAUGGCGUCCUCCUUGAAGGAGCGACUCGUCUUCCUUCUGGCUCUACUAUGCAAAUUAGGCCUUAUUUCGGCACGUGGUGGUGGUGGCCGCGGGCGGGGGAUCAGAGUCUCCCAGGGUGCGUCAGCCGCAACAGCUCACGGGAGUACGGACGCGUAAGUCUUUCAUUCUGUGCUGUGCCGCUGUGUCAGUGUUUAAUCUCGUGUCACCCUCUUUUAUCUUAUCUAGGAAGUGUGUGUGGUCGCGGUGGAGGUGGAGGGCGUGGCCGUGGUGCUAGAGUUAGCGCCGGGGGAGAAUCCGGUUUAACUGGAGCUAAUAAAUCAGAAAUCACCCCCGAGAUUGUCAUGUACAUUCUUGUCAUCAUCGCCUUCUUUAUAUUAUUCUUGUGUUUCUGUCUGUUCAAAGAACCGGAAGAGAAGGAUUACUUCAGCGCACAUGAAAAAGAGGCAUUGAAAAAGUCGAAGGAUUCAGACGUGGAGGUUGUUGACAACCAACCGGAAGUCGACAACCCCGUCUGACGCGCAGUAAUGGCUGACGAGGCCACGUCAGACGGUAACGUCAACAAGGAGAAAAUGGACUCCAAACUCACAGAUAAUGUGAAUAAUGGAACAAGUUUUCAUUUGUUUGAAGAAGCGCACAUCUGUGUUGAAAGAUGUGAGGCCAAAGCCACGAAAUACAGGAUAUUGAGUGUGUUCAAAUGUUAUGACGUCACGAGAUGACGUCACAGCUAGGGGUGUGGUUGUAUGCACUUUGCUUUCGACCACUUGUGUAAGCGUGCCAUCGCCGGACGCACAAACGUUGAUAUUUAAAAUUGCCCUGGAUUGUGCCUGGAACGUGAUUGUGAUGCAUAUGAUUUUGUUGUAUGAAAUAUCAGGUAUUUGUAACUGAAAUUCGUGAUAGAACAUCGAGGAGGGGGAUUCAAUUGAUUGUCACGUGACUAUGACCAUUUUUACGAUCGUUUGAAGAUGCUGACAUCCUCAUCAACGUGAGGAAACGAUCUCGUUUUCAAAGAAGUAGUGGCUACACUAUGAUAAUUCGUCCGGGAUAAUUUGUCUCCAGAUAAUAAUGUCACCGGAUAACUCAUCCCCGAGGAUAAUUCGUCCCUGGAUAAUUCGUCCACGGGGAUAAUUCGUCCCUGAAUACAUUUGCUUGAAACAAAUAGUGUUAUUUUGUCAGUAAAAAAUGGGGUGGGUUUGAAACAGAUUUCAUAAAUUGGGUUCUUGUGAAAUUUCAUUCGUGUAUUUAUUAAAAAGAUAUUGAAGGGUUCAUCUUGCCUGAAGGGUUUUCCUCUGUAAUGAACUCUAAAACACCUUUUCAUCAAUGCAGGACGCUUCUGAGAAAGGAACUUUUGCAGAGAUACAUCAAUUUCGUUUAAAACGAUUUUAAAAGUACCACGCUUUUUCAGAUUUUGGGGACGCAUUAUCAUAAGGGACGAAUCCUUUUUUGAAUAUAGGGGACGAAAUAUCCGGAGGUGGACUUAUUAUCCAGGUAAGAAUUAUCCUCUUGUGAGGAUUAUCCGCGGGAUGUGUUUUCCGCCGAAAAAUUAUCCAUGGAAGAAGAAUCGAGGAUAAGUUAUCUUGGGACGAAUUAUCCUGGGACGACUUAUUCGAAAGCGUACAGUACCCGUUGUGGGUAAAUUAUUCGUUAUAAACAGUCACAAUUUGUUGUAAAAUUGUAAUCUUUGGAAAGAAUUUUGUAUUGUUGAUAAUACCAAAAAUAUAUAAGCGAGCCUUAUAUGUUUUUGUUAAUACUAAUCGUUUUGUAAAGCCAUAUAUCAUGUAUCAUAGUAGGCUGAUGUAGUUAUGGUAUAGGUAAGGAAUUAGUAAGAAUCCAAACUUGUUCAGUACGAUCUCAAGAAACAAUCGCACAGUCCAGGAAUUUCAUUUUAUACCAUCAAAAUAUGAUAAUAAGAACGAAUCUAUGAGAACAUUGGAAACACGGACUUAUAUACACAGUAUAAGUUAAAAUACAGCCCGUAGCUAUUUUAAUUUGUCCUAUAAUUUAGUCUUUCUAACGUUACAUUCGGGUUCUUGUAAAUUGUCGAUAAUGGCCGACACGUUUGAUGUUUACUGGCCAUUCGCCACUUUAUUCAAGCAGCGAUUUGGAACUGCCUGACAGGUAUUGACCAAUCAGAACAGAGCACAGAUAGCACGGCCAUGAUCACAUACGGGGGUUUUGAUUAGUCAAAAUCUGUCACCUGACACGAAGUCCAACAUGUUAUCCGCUUGAGGAAAGUGGCGAAUAGCCUCUGUGUAUUUAAAACGGCUUCGCACUAAAAUGGAGAAUCUGGACAGGAAAUAGCUUGAAUGUCCUGAAUUGAUAUUCUUCAGGUGAAGGUGUGCCCGCUAACCUAUGGGCAUGAGUAGACUCUUUCACCAGUCUCCUUCCUUUCGUCAUUACUGAGGUAGCUGGUCGCUGGAGGGACGAGCUAAGGUACCCUGGUCAAGGGCAUGGGUUGUGACUGAUUCAGCAUAAUCCUCAUACAGCGUGAUUAGUUUCAUUUUCUGUGAGAUAGGAGAAAGCUAUCGGCGACUUGGUGUAACUUUAAUAUGACGUACUUGGCUACUUCCUAUUGACUCCCUUUAAUAGAACUUACGCCCGAUACGUCUACGAUUGUUUAUCGCUUUAGACCAGAAAUGAAUAGAGAAGGAAUUAUGUCCAGAGUGAGAUGCAUUCCUAUUCGAAGAAAUUCUUAUCUGGCUCUUGACACUGCACUUCGAGGCUGUCUCCCAGGAAGCCAUUUCAUGGGUCACGAAAUACGUUCGUCGAGGCCGUAUUUCGCAGGGUGUACUUUCUUAUAGAAAAUACAGAGCGGCACAUGUGGUUAGAACAGAGCGCAUCGCAGAAAAGUGAUAUUAUAGUGAUAUGCGAUAUUUAUCGCAUGCAACAAAAAUCACUAGUCUGGGGAGACUUUGCAGGUAGGCUUACCUGCCCCAUGAAUGUGUCAUCAUUGCGAUCUCGUUUGAAUAUCAAACCCAACGGUAACCAAUGUUCCUCGCAUACGAGCGAUCUUUUUAUUGCUCAUCGUAGCAAUAUAAGGUUAACAGAGAAACGAAACAGGUUUAUCAAAACAAUGUAUGUGGGUCCAGCUUUACUCUCUUACCAAUAUGCGACAUUGUAAAUUUCGAGUGAAAGUACAUGUAGAGCAGAACCUGCCUUGUAAUGGAAUACAUCUUGUUUUCUGAAAAGUCGCAACGUCUCCUGACUAAUUUUCCAGCAUCCCCAUCAUGUUUUGUAGCUCUGUAAAUACAUGUAUAGUUUGUAUUAGAAAAAUGAGAAUAAAAUCAUUUUGU
This is a messenger RNA of Lineus longissimus, 4639 nucleotides long. RefSeq lists its product as uncharacterized. The record is from RefSeq and is a predicted model, not a curated record. The transcript has 5 exons. Lineage: Eukaryota; Metazoa; Nemertea; Pilidiophora; Heteronemertea; Lineidae. The coding region runs from base 1238 to 1864 and encodes 208 amino acids.